UUUGGUCAGAAAGUUGGCGAACCUGUAAAUAUUAUAGGUGAAAAGUGUGGUUAUGUAUGCCGACGAAAUAGUUUCUUAAAAAUAUCUGUAUUAUGCUUUAAACUACUUAAUUGAAUAACAAUUCCCUAGAAUAAAAUUAAACAGAAUAAUGAUUGCAAAAAUGAAUUUAUGUAGAGUUAAUAACUCAAGCACUUCAAAACUUAUUAAGGUAAGAAAUUUUGCUUCCGUGCUGCCAAAUGAAGAAUACACAGUCACUCCUCAAUAUCCACCCAUACAAGAUUUAUCGUACUUAAAAAGAUUAGAAAGAAGGCAUGAAGAAACCAGGGAAAGCAUUAAAGAUGUAAAGACAGUAGAAGAAAAGCAAAUUAGGUUAAAUAUGCCUAAAUAUUAUGGUUUUAAAUCAUAUAUCUUAUCUGAAGAUUAUAUACCUUACAACAACUUACCUUUAAUACAACAUGUUACCAGAACACACCUUAUUGUUGAUAAGGAGUUACCAGAGUAUUAUAGAAGGGUUUAUAUAGAUGAAUUGGUUGGAAAGACAAAAGCAGACAUUGAAGAAGCUAUAUCUAUUGAAGUUGAAGGCCAAAAGAGACUCCAUGAAGUCAUCAAAGAAGACCUACCAAUUCAUGAAGUUGAGAAUAUUUUCAGUUCUUCAAUAAGCAAACAAAUAAACAGAAUUAUAAUAAAUAAUCUUAAGAAAGCAUAUCCUCAUUUAUUAGAUGUACAGGUUGAUAAUGAUCCAAGAGUUGAAGCAUGCUGGUAUGCAGGAGGAAUGGUGCCCCCAGAAAAUAUUAAACGCUACAGAGAAGGUAGAGAAUGGACAAAGGAGUUCAAAGAUUUGCCUACUGACAGAUUAAUGUCUUACGAGGGUAAAGUUAACCUAAGUUUAAGAACAAAUGCGCCUCUGCCUGCUUUUGUAAAUUAUUCGGAAGCUGAGAACCCCGAUUUUGAUGUGCCAUUCUUUAAGUAUGAUCCAAGAACUGUAGGGACCAAAACUUUACACAAGAGGAUUGUGAAUGUACCAGGAUUCUGGCCUGGCGAUCCAAACCAAUUUGGCAUUUUGUCCUACCAUCCAAGGGGUCACCUCCAUACCAGGGAAAGGUUUAACGAUCCUCAAGAACAUAAAGAAGCUCUACAUAGACAAGGCAUCCUAGCAUCUUUUGCCUGGCUUAGCGCACAAGCCAACUUCCUUGGUUUUAACACAUUUAACGACAUAACCUACCCAUUGGCGAAUCAAUUGGUAAUCACCAAUGGUCAGACAUGGUCUUUCUAUGCUUACCAACUAAAUACCAUGUUGAUGCAUGGUAAGUAUAUUGAAAAAAAUCCCAAAAAGAAUAUUUGCUGGGCCACACCUGAGUUAAAGUUAUAUGACAAUAUAAACAAUGGUAAAGUGGAGGGUUUCAAUGAUGAUGUCUUGAAAGUAUUACUGAAAUUUUAUGGUAACAAGCCUGAGAAACGCCUAGGCUUAAAUAUGACACCGUAUUUGCGGCACAAAGAAAAAUUAGUUGCUGAUUAUGAGGACGAUGAACAACGCGAAUGGCUUGAAAGAGAGUAUAAAUUUUUAGUAUCCAAUAGACCAAGAUUAGUCGAGAUGGAUGAGAUGUACCACUGGGAGAAGAUUUAUAAGAAAGAUCACAAAACAAGGUUUAUGGACAAGAAAUUAAGACCAUUUGAAUUGCUUAAGAAACCUCAAGACAGAACAUUAAAUGACAGGCUAGGCAAAUAUAUACCAAGAGCUUUAAGACCAGGUCUUCCCAGGAAUAAGGGUAGAAGGGCUAGGGAAUUUUGGCCUUAAUGGUUAGAUAAUUUUGUUAUUUAAUAAAUUUGUAAAUAAUACAUUUUUAUUUACGUACCUUACCUGAAUCUAGUUUUUUUUCUUUAAUUUCAUAUCCUACAUAAGUUUAUUUAACAGUUAUUGUAUUAUCUUAAUUUUGUAAAUAAUAAAAGG
Messenger RNA from Brassicogethes aeneus, 1948 nucleotides. Lineage: Eukaryota; Metazoa; Arthropoda; Insecta; Coleoptera; Nitidulidae. The record is from the annotation of a GenBank genome assembly.